Haliaeetus leucocephalus (bald eagle) is the source of this 3013-nucleotide messenger RNA. It is a transcript of the gene KCTD17, whose product is annotated as potassium channel tetramerization domain containing 17. Gene Ontology annotation, cellular component: Cul3-RING ubiquitin ligase complex; cytoplasm. Bases 200 to 997 code for a protein of 265 amino acids. Lineage: Eukaryota; Metazoa; Chordata; Aves; Accipitriformes; Accipitridae. The transcript is spliced from 6 exons. The record is from RefSeq and is a predicted model, not a curated record. Gene Ontology annotation, molecular function: cullin family protein binding. Gene Ontology annotation, biological process: proteasome-mediated ubiquitin-dependent protein catabolic process; protein homooligomerization.
CCCAAUAGCCGCAGCAAUAUCCUCCGGCCCAGAGCAUCCUUCCUCCCCUCAGGAUUCCCUUGGUGGUCACAGGGAGGACCCUGGCCCCCAGGAAACACGGCUGCUGUGGAGGCAGAGGCAGAUAAACUACAGAUCCCGGCAUUCUCCUGCAGGCAGCACCUGCGGCAAUCCCUGCACGCUGGGAGGCGGGGGGGGGAGGAUGAGGAUGGAGGGCAGGGAGGAGAUGCAGGGUGCCGUGGGGCUACGCUGCACCUGGGACAUCUCGUCACCCGCUGGCACCCACGCCAAGUGGGUGAGGCUCAACGUGGGGGGCACAGUCUUCCUCACCACCAGGCAGACCCUGUGUCGGGAGCAGAAAUCUUUCCUGUGUCGCUUGUGCCAGGGCGAGGAGCUGCAGUCGGACCGGGAUGAGACUGGUGCAUACCUAAUAGACCGGGACCCCACUUACUUUGGACCCAUCCUGAAUUUCCUCCGUCAUGGGAAGCUGGUCCUGGAUAAAGAUAUGGCUGCAGAGGGGGUCCUAGAAGAAGCUGAGUUCUAUAACAUUGGUCCUUUAAUCCGAAUAAUCAAGGAUCAACUGGAGGAGAAGGACUACACAGUAACUCAGGUGCCUCCUAAGCACGUCUACCGCGUGCUACAGUGCCAGGAAGAGGAGCUCACUCAGAUGGUGUCCACUAUGUCGGAUGGAUGGCGCUUUGAGCAGCUUGUGAACAUUGGCUCAUCCUAUAACUACGGGAAUGAGGAUCAGACAGAGUUCCUGUGCGUGGUCUCCAAAGAGCUUUACAACUCCCCCAAUGGCCUGAGCUCUGAGCCCAGCCACAAAGCCAAGAAAGAACUGCCAUGGCUCAUCUUGCAAGUAUCUCCACUGUUUCUUCCCUUUGUCCUGCAUGCUGGGCCACAGAGCACAGAGGAGGACCUGGAAGAGGAGGAGCAGGAGGUGGAGGAGGAGGCAGAGGCAGAAGCAGAAGCAGAGGAGAAAGGUGCAGCAAAUCCUUGAGGAAAAUGAUAAAAAUACCCCCCCAAGCAUAGACCCGUCCACCUUUCUGGUGAGAGCUCACAGCUAGCUGCAGGGAAGGACUAGGGCAGAUAUGGGGUUUCGGGGCAGUACUCUCCAGGAGCAGGAGUCUCUCUGGAGAUAAAGCUGACGGGGGAGAGCUGUUACCGUGGCUGCUGCUUUGUAUUUUAAACUGUUUGGUUUAUUUACGGUUAUAUUUUUAUUUGCAGACUGUCCGUCUAUUCGGGAUUGCACUAAACUCUUCCUUCCUCCGGACCCUCCCUCCUGCUCCCCUCCGUGUCCAUCCCAGCACUGUCCCCUACCUCCCACUCUGCCCCACUCCCCAGCCUCCAGCAUCCUUCCCUCUGCUCUCUUUCAACCCCCAGGGCUCAGAGUGGUCCCUGCCGGGGCCCCUGUCUCUCUCUGCUCCUCACUUUUCCUCCUCUGCAGGUAUGUUACCUGUCCGCACUCUCAGCUCCCGCCAGCCUGAGCUCUGCAUGAGUGACUCACUUCCCUCUUGUGGGUAUGGCCCUGGUUUGUAGAGCUUGGGGAGGGGAAGGAGGGAGGGGAGGUUGACUCAUCCCUAAGGUAGCUUUUCCAAUUCUCAUCCUAUGUGUGCCUUUACCUGCCAAGCAGGCCCUACGGCUCCAGACCAGAGGCUCUGGCAGCAGAAAGGAGAGCACAGCUGGCAGAAAUGAAGAGGGGUGGAAAUGAAUGCAAAGCAGGCAGGGGUGGCACGGGGAAGCGGGGGAAGUCUGCCAUGUGGCUGCCUGACAUGCAUGCCAGAUCGCUUCUCCAGACUGCUGUCCGCAGCUCCUUUGCCUGCCAGCCUGAGAGCAGUUUGCAGAAGGCAGCCUGUUAUUUUCCCCUCCCCGCUCUCGCUUCCCUGGGCUUUUCCCCCACCGCCUCUGCCAGGGCGAGAGCGCAGUGGGAGAGGGUGGCGAAGGCAAAGCAGAAGCGGCUGGUCCCUGCUCCAGAUGUUCUCGCAGCUGUGUGCGAAUUGAGCCUCUGUGCUCUGCCUCCUGGCGUGCAUGGGGCUGGGUACAGAAAGGUUUAGAAGGAGCAUCCUCUCUUGUACUGGAAAACGGUGGGGGUCUUGUUAAACUGGAGGUGCUCAGUGCCACUCUCCGUCCUGGUGGAGGGAUCUUGUUAGCUGGCUGACAUUUGUCUCUCCCUCUGUUCGAGAGCCUCCUUGUCCAUGGUUGUGGGACCUGAGUGUUAUUCUCUUAAAAGUCAGUGUAUGUUAAUCGUGCAGCCUUUUUCUUCCUUUUUCUCUGUUCUCCCACCCUCACUCCUCAUCUCUUUUCUUUUUCUUCCAUUCUCAUUUCCUCUGUCAUUUCCCUCUUCCUGUUUCUCACUCUCCCUUCCAUGCUCAAUCGCUUUUUAUUCCUGCCGUUGAUUUGCUUUCUCUCCUUCUCUCUCCUUCUCUAGCUGUUGCAAGCCAGAGGUCUGAGGAUGUGAUCCCGACACUCCACUCCGGCCUUUUCAUUUCUUGUUUAUAUCUUUAUUUUUGUACUGCAGUGUACGGCAGCCCCCUGCCUCACAGUGACACUUCACGCUUCACACGCAGCCAUUCUUUUUUACAAACUCACCUGGGAGGCCUGAACCUCCAGCCCUGGAGAAGGGUAGAUGAUCCAUGGAGCCCCUGGGCUGUUCGAGGGGCUGGAGCCCAUGGCCCCCUCCCAUGCCUAGCAGCCUGGCUUUCCUUAAUGUCACAGUGGCCCCUGCUGGGGACAUCAGCGAUCAGCCACUGCAGCCUGCGGUCCCUUCUGAACACCCUGGAUGCGACUGGGACCCCGAGUCAGUGGUGGCAGCUGAGGAAGGACCAGUCCUUGCCCUUUGGCUGUUGCAGGCAGCUGGUCUGGGCUUGUGGCCAGAGGGCAAGUGCAGAGCCACAGCCCUUUUCUGGGCCACCUGCACUGCUCCUGGGGUGUCCCUGCGCUGGGUAUCACGCUCCUUGGUGCCUCCUUCCCUUGUCCCCCAAAGCAGCCCUGUGUUGGCAGGGUGAGGAGGAGACAG